AUGGGCGAUAGAUCAAUAAUUUCUCGUGCUAUUGUUGCAGUAGUUGAAAACCCCAUAAUCCAAGUAAACGUGUUCACCCGUAAUUUAGAUGUAGCUCAUUUCGCCAAUAUCUUGAACCUCGAGAAUGGGAGGUCGUCUCGAAGCGAUUUAAAAGUGUGCGCUUAUAAUAUAUUCAAAGUAGUGGUCAAUGAAGAGGCGAUGAAUAUCUUGAACGAAUCUAACCCUAAUGUGAUAGGAUAUUCCUCAACCAAACUAUGGAAAAGGGCUCCGCAGCAUGUCAAAAACGAAUACAGAACGUGUGCCGAACGUUUAGAGGCAAUUAUUCCCAAAAGAAGAUUCCAAAAGAUUUGA
Messenger RNA from Acaulospora morrowiae, 351 nucleotides. NCBI's taxonomy places the organism in Eukaryota, Fungi, Glomeromycota, Glomeromycetes, Diversisporales, Acaulosporaceae. The record is from the annotation of a GenBank genome assembly.